Messenger RNA from Medicago truncatula (barrel medic), 879 nucleotides. Its product is annotated as WAT1-related protein At1g09380. The transcript is spliced from 5 exons. Gene Ontology annotation, molecular function: transmembrane transporter activity. NCBI's taxonomy places the organism in Eukaryota, Viridiplantae, Streptophyta, Magnoliopsida, Fabales, Fabaceae. Gene Ontology annotation, cellular component: membrane. The record is from RefSeq and is a predicted model, not a curated record. The coding region runs from base 155 to 670 and encodes 171 amino acids.
AAUCUUCCCAUAGUCCCUUACUAAUACAAGGUCGAAUCAUGCCUCUUCUUGGUAUGUGCUUCUGGGUUUCCUUUUCUCAUCAUUGCAACAAAUUCAUCGUAGUUAAUCCGACCAUCCUGCACAAACAUGCAAAUUUCAUCCUCACAAAACACAAAUGCUUCGUGGGACUUUGUUUUUGAUUGGAGCAUGCUUCUCCUAUUCAGCAUGGUUUUUUAUGCAAGUAAAGUUGGUAGAAGUAUUCCCAUUGAGGUAUUGGGGAAUAAUGUUACAAUGCGUUAUGGCAGCAAUUCAGUCAGCAGUAAUAGGCGCAUGUGUAGAUUCGAGUAAAGAAGCUUGGAGAUUAGAGUGGAAUCUACAACUUAUUACUAUACUCUACUCGGGAGCAUUGUCUACUGCUGCAGUAUUUUGUUUACAAUCAUGGGCAAUGACUAUCAAGGGACCUACUUACCCUUCAAUGUUCAAUCCACUUGCACUUGUUUUUGUUGCCUUUGCAGAAGCUAUGAUACUUGGUGAACCACUAACGGUUGGAACGUUGUUGGGCAUAGUUUUGAUCAUAGUGGGACUGUGCAGCUUUCUAUGGGGUAAAAGGAAUGAGAUGCCCACUUUGCCACAAACAAAUGUAGAGGGUCAAGAAUUACCAAGUAUGGUUGGCGACCAUACCGUGCCUUAAUCAACAAAAUAAUUUGAGUGGCGAUCACUCGAGUGGUUUCUGUGUGAAAUUUGAGUGGUCUUAGUAUCAUGUUUAGAGUUGCAUAUUUGAUGGUUCACAAAAUAGAUAAGCUUCCUAUAAAAUUGGAUGUUCCAAAACAUGAGAUAUCAACUUCAUUUUUAAAAAAUAUUUUUGUUAAUGAUACGUAACAUAAAUUAUACUUUUUUUUA